This is a messenger RNA of Salvelinus fontinalis (brook trout), 4198 nucleotides long. RefSeq names its product basic leucine zipper ATF-like transcription factor 2 (gene batf2). Gene Ontology annotation, molecular function: DNA-binding transcription factor activity, RNA polymerase II-specific; RNA polymerase II cis-regulatory region sequence-specific DNA binding. Gene Ontology annotation, cellular component: nucleus. The record is from RefSeq and is a predicted model, not a curated record. Gene Ontology annotation, biological process: regulation of transcription by RNA polymerase II. Bases 302 to 1246 code for a protein of 314 amino acids. Lineage: Eukaryota; Metazoa; Chordata; Actinopteri; Salmoniformes; Salmonidae. The transcript has 3 exons.
UCUUCUCGUCCUUAAAGUACUGCCCUACUGUACAAACAGGUGGGCGGUUUCUACAAACAUUAUAAGAGUGAAAGCAAUAGCUUCUGCAAUACAAGCGUAAAGAGACGUCUGCAGGGAAACUGACAGCCAAUAUCCUGCCCAUUUAUCCAAGGAGGCGCUGUAGGAUUUUACAACAAGUUGAGAAGAUCAUAGGAAUACCGUAGCCCCCAUAUCCAGUCUUGAAAAGGAAAUGCAUACAUCUUUGUCUGUGGCCGCUUAGAAACGUUCCCUUUAUUUGCUGCUGCGGUUAACGUUGCACCAUAUGGGACCUUUACUAACAGAUAUGCCGCUGGUGGCAUCCUUCGUCGACUCGCGAUCAGAAGGCAGCGGCACGUCUUUCUCCGGCGAGGACUGCCCAAGCCCAUCUGAAUCGGAGAGAGGAGGACAGAAAGGAGUGAGUGUGGACCGGAGAGGUAAAAGAAGAGUGAAGAACAGAGACGCUGCCAGGAAGAGCAGGAAAAAACAGACAGAGAGAGCAGACAUUCUCCACCAGGAGCUACAGACCGCAGAAAGUGCUAACUUAGCUCUAGCGAAGGAGAUUGCUGGUCUGAGAAGAGAGUUCCGGCUCUACACAGCCACGCUGGAGCAACAUGAACCUCUCUGCACCCUCCGGCCCUCCUCUGUACCCGCCAAUGCCCCCUGCUGCCAGAUCCUGUCCCCCUCCGCGUCAUCUAUUGCCCCUGUGACUAUCCCGGCACCCGCUGUGUCCCCUCAAACUACCCCGGCACCCGCUGUGUCCCCUCAAACUACCCCGGGCUCUCUUCUUACCCCAGUAACUGGAGGGCAGAGGGCUUGUUUACCUGCCCCUGCCUCUUUACCACUCUCCACUCUCGUCACUGUUCCUUCAACUGCCCAUGUGACUAACCCCUACCCUUUGCUUUCCACUCUAUAUUCCCCAAUAUCUAAUAUUGCCUCUCUGAUUGCCCCAAACAAUCUUUGUGGCUCUCUAAUUACCCCAAUAGCUAAUAUUUCCCCUCUAACUACCCCAAUAAAUAAUCUUGCCCAUCCAACAACCCCAAUAACUAAUUUUGCCCCUCCAACUAUCCCUGCCCCUACUCUGUCAUCCAACUCCUACCCUUUGACCCUGUACCCUCUGAACUUGUCUACCCCAGCCAUUGAACCGCCAAUAGAAUUUUCCCUCUCCGACAUCCUGGACAGUCCUGAUUGGCUCUGCGACCUUCCAUCACCCACCUGGGGCGAGUUCUAAUGGACCGAUCACACUGUUUGGCGAAUAGUUGAAAUCAGCCGGUGGUUAUCGCCUCUGACCACAGAACAUCACUACUGAUUUUCUGGCAAUUUCCUGACGAAUCUCCAUGUUGAAUCUCCACUGUCCAUCGGCAGACAACCACCAGGUGAUCUACAGCCAACGUCUGUGAUGAUGUGUCUUUCGUGGGGUAAGAUUCCUGGCACCCUAUGAAAGACUAAUUUAGGUUUCUGUAGAGAAGAACAGAAAGACACUUAAAGUUUAUGGACUCUGGUGUUUGGUACAUGUAUAUACCAAGCACAUGUAAUGGUUGUUCACAUCUUGUGAGGAAUUCUGUAGCUGUUAUGUUGAUUUACUGUUUGUGUUUUUGAAUAACCGGCACUGUUCAUUGGUCAUAACAGCCUAUUGGCCCUGUUCAUUGGUCAUAACAGCCUAUUGGCCCUGAUCAUUGGUCGGUGAUGAACUUCUUUGAGAGUGGAAUAAUUGAUUGAUUGAUUGGUAUAAGCUUUUAAAUUCUUCAUUAGAACCUCACAUAUUGAGUUAAUUUAUUUGUGUAUAAAAUCAACAAUUCAAAUGGACUUUUCUUUUUUUUUUAAGCUGCAAAUGUAUGAACAGGCUAUAGACAAAACAAAUAGCAUAUGACUGUAUUUGGAAGACCACAUCUCAUAAGAUAUAAACUACGUCUAUAUUCAAAAUACCUCAGAUUUAGGUUUAAACAUAGGAUAUACAGGUAACUGCCAAAAUAAGGGAAACUCCAACAUAAAGUGUCUUAAAUAGGACGUUGAGCCACCACCAGCCAGAACAGAUUCAAUGCACCUUGGGCAUAGCAGUGCCUUCAGAAGGUAUUCAGACCCCUUCACAUUUUGUUACGUUACAGCCUUAUUCUAAAAUGGACUAAAUUGUAUUUUUUACUCAUCAAUCUACACACAAUAACCCAUAAUGACAAAGCAAAAAGAGGUUUUUAGAAAUGAUUUUUUUAUUACAAAUAAAAAAUACUGAAAUAUCACAUUUACAAAAGCAUUCAGACCAUUUACUCAGUACUUUGUUGAAGCACCUUUGGCAGCGAUUACAGCCUGGAGUCUUCUUGGGUAUGACGCUACAAGCUUGGCACACCUGUAUUUGGGGAGUUUCUCCCAUUCUUCUCAGCAGAUCCUCUCAAGCUCUGGCAGUUUGGAUGGGGGGCGUUGCUGCACAGCUCUUUUCAGAAAAUAGACACGUGAAAAGAUUCUGGGGAUGAACGUGGACAUAUUCAAUAUGUACCCAUUGUUUUUUAUAUAUACAGUUGAAGUCGGAAGUUUACAUACACUUAAGUUGGAGUCAUUAAAACUCAUUUUCAACCACUCCACAAAUUUUUGUUAUCAAAUUAUAGUUUUGGCAAGUCGGUUAGGACAUCUACUUUGUGCAUGACACAAGUAAUUUUUCCCACAAUUGUUUACAGACAGAUUAUUUCACUUAUAAUUCACUGUAUCACAGGUCCACUGGGUCAGAAGUUUACAUAGAUUAAAUUGACUGUGCCUUUAAACAGCUUGGAAAAUUCUAGAAAAUGAUGUGAUGGCUUUAGAAGCUUCUGAUAGGCUAAUUGACAUAAUUUGAGUCAAUUGGAGGUGUACCUGUGGAUGUAUUUCAAGGCCUACCUUCAAACCCAGUGCCUCUUUGCUUGACAUCAUGGAAAAAUCAAAUGAAAUCAGCCAAGACCUCAGAAAAAAAAUUGUAGACCUCCACAAGUCUGGUUUAUCCUUGGGAACAAUUUCCAAACGCCUGAAGGUACCACGUUCAUCUGUACAAACAAUAGUACGGAAGUAUAAACACCAUGGGACCACACAGCCGUCAUACAGGAACGCAACCCUUUGACUUGGUAGUGCGACACCAAUUUUAAUUGAUCGUUAGGGUGCCAGUGAUUUUAUUUUCUGUCUCCUAGAGCUGAACUUAGUUUGGUGCGAAAAGUGUAAAUCAAUCCCAGAACAACAGCAAAGGACCUUGUGAAGAUGCUGGAGGAAACAGGUACAAAAGUAUCUAUAUCCAGAGUAAAACGAGUCCUAUAUCGACAUAACCUGAAAGGCCACUCAGCAAGGAAGAAGCCACUGUUCCCAAACCGCCAUAAAAAAGCCAGACUACGGUUUUCAACUGCACAUGUGGACAAAGAUCCUACUUUUUGGAGAAUUGUCCUCUGGUCUGAUAAAACUAAAAUAGAACUGUUUGGCCAUAAUGACCAUCGUUAUAUUUGGAGGAAAAAGGGGGAUGCUUGCAAGUCGAAGAACACCAUCCCAACCGUGAAGCACGGGAGUGGCAGCAUCAUGUUGUGGGGGUGCUUUGCUGCAGGAGGGACUGGUGCACUUCACGAAAUAGAUGGCAUCAUGAGGAAAAAUUAUGUGGAUACAUUGAAGCAACAUCUCAAGACAUCAGUCAGGAAGUUAAAGCUUGAUCGCAAAUGGGUCUUCCAAAUGGACAAUGACCCCAAGCAUACUUCCAAAGUUGUGGGAAAAUGGCUUAAGGACAACAAAGUCAAGGUAUUGGAGGGGCCAUCACAAAGCCCUGACCUCAAUCCUAUAGAAAAUUUGUGGGCAGAACUGAAAAAGCGUGUGCGAGCAAGGAGGCCUACAAACCUGACUCAGUUACACCAGCUCUGUCAGGAGGAAUGGGCCAAAAUUCACCCAACUUAUUGUGGGAAUCUUGUGGAAGGCUACGCGAAACGUUUGACCCAAGUUAAUAAACAAUUUAAAGCCAAUGCUACCAAAUACUAAUUGAGUGUGUGUAAACUUCUGACCCACUGGGAAUGUGAUGAAAGAAAUAAAAGCUGAAGUAAAUAAUUCUCUCUGCUAUUAUUCUGACAUUUCACAUUCUUAAAAUAAAGUGGUGAUCCUAACUGACCUAAGACAGGGAAUUUUUAUUUGGAUUAAUUGUCAGGAAUUGUGAAAAACUGAGUUUAAAUGUAUUUGGCUAAGGUGUAUGUAAACU